This is a messenger RNA of Rhinolophus ferrumequinum (greater horseshoe bat), 3297 nucleotides long. It is a transcript of the gene HACD4, whose product is annotated as 3-hydroxyacyl-CoA dehydratase 4. Lineage: Eukaryota; Metazoa; Chordata; Mammalia; Chiroptera; Rhinolophidae. Gene Ontology annotation, molecular function: 3-hydroxyacyl-CoA dehydratase activity. Gene Ontology annotation, biological process: sphingolipid biosynthetic process; very long-chain fatty acid biosynthetic process; fatty acid elongation. Bases 112 to 810 code for a protein of 232 amino acids. Gene Ontology annotation, cellular component: endoplasmic reticulum membrane. The transcript has 7 exons. The record is from RefSeq and is a predicted model, not a curated record.
UGAGUGUGGACAGGCCCCGCCCUUCCGCGCCGCGCCGCCCGGCUGCCCCUCCCCAGCUACCCCGCGGUGCUCCUUCCUGAACGGCGCUGGAGGGCCUGGCGGCUGCGGCCCAUGGGGCCGAUGGCACUGCCCGCCUGGCUGCAGCCCAGGUAUAGGAAGAACACCUAUCUUUUCGUCUACUACUUAAUCCAGUUCUGUGGCCACUCAUGGAUAUUUACAAAUAUGAUAGUCAGGUUCUUUUCAUUUGGAAAAGAUUCAAUGGUUGACACUUUUUAUGCUAUUGGACUUGUGAUGCGACUUUGCCAAUCCAUUUCCAUCUUGGAGUUGCUGCACAUAUAUAUCGGCAUUGAAUCAAGCCAUCUUCUUCCUAGGUUUGUGCAGCUCACAGAGAGAAUCAUCCUCCUCUUUGUGGUGAUCACCAGCCAAGAGGAAGUCCAAGAGAAAUACGUGGUGUGUGUUUUAUUCAUCUUUUGGAAUCUAUUGGAUAUGAUUAGGUACACUUACAGCAUGCUAUCAGUCACAGGAAUAUCAUAUGCCGCCCUGACGUGGCUCAGUCAAACACUAUGGAUGCCGAUUUACCCUUUGUGUGUUCUCGCUGAAGCAUUUGCCAUCUAUCAGUCCCUGCCUUAUUUUGAAUCAUUUGGCACUUACUCCACAAAGCUGCCCUUUGACUUACCCAUUUAUUUCCCAUAUGUGCUGAAAAUAUAUCUCAUGAUGCUCUUUAUAGGUAUGUAUUUUACCUGCAGUCAUCUUUGCUCAGAAAGAAGAGAUGUCCUCAGAGUCUUUCCCAUUAAAAAGAAGAAAAUGUGAAGCACAGCAUUCUGAUGUGACGUAAGAAAAACCAGGCUGUGGAUUCCGCUGAAGAAAGCACAAUACAGGAAGCAUGCUGCUGGAAAAAUACCUAGUAUUUGACAGAAAUCCAUGACAUGAAAUACUUGCACUUCUUCACAAACCCUAGACAGAUCACAGCAGUCACACAUCACAUUUUCAAAACACAUAUCUGAAUAACCUAUUUCACCACAGCUGUGGAUUUUAUACAAGUUAAAUUUAUAUUAGGUGAAGCCUGAUUAUUUCCCUGUGAGGGUAAUGAGAAAUCAGAGAUUAACUGGAGUAGAUUGAGUUAAAUUGAGAAACCAAAGUUGUUAACCUAAAUUACAUCAUUUCUUUUCACUUCUGAGUUCCCAAAUAGCAUCAGCCCCACAGGAGGGGAGCCUGUAAUAUAUGCUUUGCAGUUAGCUAGAAUAACAUUUUAUGGACAGAUGUCACUGUUCCCAGAGUUAAUGCCCACCUUAAACAUCUGACCCACAUAGAAAAUUGAACAAACAUUUUCCCAAACCCUGAAAGUGUAUUCAUUAAUAUUACACGCGUUAUUUGGGUUUUGAUGCCUUAAAAGAAGACGCUGAUGAGAACAGAAUACCUUUGGUAAAUACACAAAUAAUGUUCCAUGUUCCUUUUUAAAAACUCAGGCCAUAUAUACCUUACAGGGAGAUAAAAGAUAUGAAAGAAUAGUAAAUCAUUUAAAAGAGGUAAGAAAAUUAAGAACUAGUCACAUUUCAGAUCAUUUAUUACUGAAUUACUAUUACUAAUUACUAUACCAUGUCAUAUAUAAGUCAUCACUUACAGUUUUGAUAACUCCUUGCUUUGAAGAUCUAAGAUACAUGUGAAUAAUUGAUUGAUAUAAUCACUUUGGGACCAUGGGUAUAUAUCAUUCACUUUUCUUGAAAGAAAUAUAGAAUCUUAUUAUCCAGCAACUAUAUAAAAGGUACUAAAUUAUGUUGUUACAUAAAAACAAGGUAGGAAAAUGUAAUUAUAAAAAAAUGGUAAUCUUAUACCACCAAAUGAAACACUUGAAAAGAAACAACUGAGCAUUAAUAAAGAUAAUUGAUAACUUCAUAAAUGAAAUGUUGUAUUUGGAAUUUUAAAAUAAGUAUUAAGAUUGUCCUUUAAAACACUACAUUUCAGUUUGCUUCGAAAGUUGUUUAUUUUACUUCUAAGUUAAAAAAAUUACUGAAAGCUUCAGUGUGCAAAGAGAACAGAAUCUGUUUACAAACUGUAGGUGACUUCGUCUAGCUUCCUCUCAAGAAAGAUGGCUGCAUAUAUUGCUGAAAUAUACAUCUAGAAUCACUAAAAUGAAAAAGAACUAGAGAAACUAUAUUGGGUCAUUAUAAGACAUUACCAUUGCAUUGCUAAAUAAUACUUCAAUUUUUUAAAGCAAAUUACCUGGAGAACCUUCAGUAGCUACUUCUCAGAAGACCAAAAAGAAACACAGGUAAAUUUAUAACUGGUAAUUUUGAACCAGAGAUGAGCAUUGACAAUAAUUUGAGAUAUCUGCAACAAUUGUAACAUAAAAAGAUCUGUGGUUUCCUAUGGUGACAGUCACAAUUGUCAGUAUUACUGUGCUUGAUUGCCUAUAUUCAUAAUGGAAAGAAAUACUAGAUUUCAUUAGAGAUUAGUGAAAAUAAGGAUAUAAUUUCUUCUCCCACUCAAGUUCACAUUCCCAGGUUAAGAAACCCAAAGAGUAAGCAUCUAGUUCAUUGGCUGUUACCCAUAUUGCAAAGUUGAUUUCUUUGGCUGUUUUAACUUAUAGGUCCAUCAAAUCUCCAUUUUAUUUUGUUCAGUGUGGUCAAAAGCUUAGUUUCUCACAUCUAAUUAAUAUAGAUGAAAUAGGAAAUGUUAGAUAUUUUAAAAGCAUAUAAGACAUAACUUUUUAAAUGAUCUUUCUUGAAGUCCCAAGUAAUCGAAGUGAAGGAAUAGUAAGUAACCACAGCAGCAGUGCCUCUGGUGGUGAGAAAAAACAAACAAACAAACAACAAACCCUGCACCAAAUCAAAACUUCUUUGGAGAAUUUACUUCAUUACUCAGCAAAAGUUUACCUAAAAUAGACAAGUAAAACAUCCACAUGUGCGCGCACACACGUAAUAUAAGAGUUCCUGAGCUUUUUCUUUAUCAAACUAGUUAAAUGAAGAGCAAUAAUUAACAUUUCUUCCAAAUAUAUUCGUUCAGUAUAGAUGUGUUUUAUUUUACUCUAGUGUGCUUUUCAAGAAACACUCUUAUCCCUGUCUUAGCUCUUGAUUCCAGAAAUAGGUUAACCUUAGAGUGAGCUGAUCCGUAGUCAGCUGCAUACACACGCUUAUGUUCACUCAAGAAGCACUUAUUUUGAGCCUACAGUGUGCGGGGCACAGGUCAACAUCAUAUAACCUCUACCAGGCUUCCUGCAAACAGUUUGUUACUAAAGGAUGUACCACAUCUUACCGAACUCCCUAAGAGAGUUAUCUUUUUUUCUUUUUUACUAGACCU